AUUUCAAGGGUAGUUUAGAUUUUUUUUUAUUCUUUUCUUCCUUUGUACUUUAAUAACAGUCAAAAAGACUUCUUCUCUUUUGACUUGUCAUGCUGCAAAAAGUUUUCUUUUUUUGAUAGUUUUCUUACAUAUCUUCAGCUUCUUUGUUUUUGAAGUUAGUUGAUGGAUAUAUAUAUAUAUAUGGUCUUAUGUCUUAUUGUGAGUUGGAGCAUUUCCUUCCUCUGGUGCCUUGUUUCAAAAGAUCGAGUCUUUAGAAAGAGUGGGUAGUUUAGAUUUUUGCUUGUUUUUGUCUUGUUUCUUAGAUCAAGUUUGAUCUGUUUUGUUGUUUCUUGUGAUUUUUAUGUCCUUUCCUUUGUUUGGAUGUUGUUUAAAGUUUCCAUUCUUAUCAAUAUAUUGAUUCAAUAGCUUGAACUUCUGAUCUAGUUAGUUUAAGCAGUUUGGGGAUUCAAUUCUUUGUAUCUGUAUAGAGAGAGUUUGAUUUGGAGAAAGAACUUUUAGUUGAGCUUCUUUUUGAGCUGUUGUGGUUUUGGUUAUGGCCAUGGAGGGCUAUGAAUCUGUGGCUCCGCAAUUAGAAGGAGAGGAAAAUUUAAUUGCUGCGGCAAAACAUAUAGUGAGAGCAUUGGGAUCCAAUACUAACCUUACAGAAGAUGUGAAGAAAAUUUUGGCCGAUCUUGGUAGCCAAUUGUCUAGUAUGGCUACAAUUGAGGAUAACAUGGUUGAGGGUGGGAAAAGUGGGAUUGAAGAGCAGUUGAGUGCUGUUCAGGAGAAGAUUAUGAGUUGGGAGGCAGAUGAGUCUAUGAUUUGGGACUCAGGUCCGGAUGAAGCUGUUGAAUAUCUGAAAGCUGUAGAUGAAGCUCGAAAGUUGACUGAGAGAUUAGAGAAUCAGUGUUUGAAUAGUGAAGAAGAGAAAGAGUUGUUGCGUAGGGCUCAUGAUGCUCUUCAGAUGGCAAUGCAAAGGUUGGAGGCAGAGUUUAAACACGUGCUUGUUCAGCAUAGGCAACCCAUUGAGCCCGAGCACAUGUCAUUUCGAUCGAGUGAGGAUGAUGCUGUCGAUGUGGGCUCAAUAGUUUCUUUUGGAGAUGACUCUUUUGAGGAAUCAACCCACAGAGAUAGCAUCAGCAGAACCGCAGAGGAUUAUAUCAUUGAUUUGGUUCAUCCAGCUGUGAUUCCUGAUCUCAAAUGCAUUGCCAAUUUGAUGUUCAUGUCAAAUUAUGAACACGAGUGUUGCCAGGCCUACGUCAUUGUUCGAAAGGAUGCAUUGGAUGAGUGCCUCGUCAAUCUUGAAAUGGAGAAAUUGAGCAUUGAAGACGUGCUCAAGAUGGAGUGGGGUGCCUUGAAUUCCAAAAUCAAGAGAUGGGUUAGAGCUAUGAAGGUCUUUGUGCGGCCCUAUCUUGCCAGCGAGAAGUGGCUCUGCGACCAGAUUUUUGCAGAGCUUGGAUCAGCCAAUUUUGUAUGUUUUGUUGAGGCGGCAAAGGCUUCAAUGCUGCAGCUUCUGAACUUUGCUGAGGCCAUCUCAAUUGGCUCUCAUCAACCAGAAAGGCUAGUUCGAAUUCUAGACAUGUAUGAGGUGCUUGCAGAUCUUCUUCCUGACAUUGAUGCAUUGUUUUUGAGUGAGGCUGGUUCUUCUGUUAGACUUGAGUAUCAUGAGGUUUUGAAGAGAUUAGCUGAUUCUGUAAGAGCAACAUUUCUUGAAUUUGAGAAUGCCAUUGCGUCAAACACAUCAACAAGCCCUUUUGCAGGAGGGGCAAUUCACCAUCUGACCAGAUAUGUCAUGAAUUACAUGCGGCUUCUUGCAGACUAUAGGGAUACCCUAAAUUUACUCCUCAAGAAUCAAGAUGGAUUGGCUGCUAUCCCUGACAUGAUUCCAGCUAAAGAGGAGGAAAGCUUUGGUAGAGAUUUCUCGGGCUGUUUUUCUCCAAUGGCACUCUACCUCCAAUCACUCACUUCUAUUCUAGAAGCAAACCUCUAUGAGAAAUCCAAAUUAUACAGGGAUGCUUCCUUGCAACACUUGUUUUUGAUGAACAAUAUACAUUACGUGACUCAAAAGGUCAAAAAUUCAGAACUCAGGCUUAUAUUUGGAGAUAAGUGGAUUCGAAAGCACAAUUGGAAAUUUCAACAGCAUGCAAUGGACUAUGAGAGAGCUACUUGGAGUUCAAUUCUGUCUUUAUUAAAGGACGAGGGCAAUUCCAGUUCCAAUUCUAUUUCAAAGACACUUCUGAAGGAGAGAUUGCGUAGCUUUUAUGUUGCUUUCGAAGAGGUUUAUAAAACACAGACUGCAUGGGUUAUCCCAGACGUUCAGCUUCGAGAAGAUUUACGGAUUUCAACAUCCCUGAAAGUAAUCCAGGCUUAUCGUACAUUUGUUGGAAGACAAUUGUACCACAUUAGUGAGAAACACAUCAAGUACAAUGCUGAAGAUCUGCAGGAUUACUUGUUGGACCUCUUUGAGGGAUCCCAAAAAUCAAUGCAUAAUCCCCAUAGGAGGUGAAACUAUGAUAGCAAAGUAGGUAUCUUUUACUGAUGAAAGGCUUCUGUUGUAAUUUUAGCUUUUUAGUUUGAUCAAUAAACAGGUGAAUUAAGGCAAUGCCAACCUGUUAAAAGUGUCUCUCUCUUUCUCAGUUAGCUUCCAAAAUGAUUUCCCUGUUUGUAAUCUCAUUCUUGUAUUGAUAAAACUCGAUUGGAUUCACUGGUACAACUCCAUUGCCAUACUGCUUUGCUGUAACUAUAAGUGUAAUAAGUA
Molecule: messenger RNA, 2737 nt
Organism: Durio zibethinus
Lineage: Eukaryota; Viridiplantae; Streptophyta; Magnoliopsida; Malvales; Malvaceae
Source: RefSeq, a predicted model, not a curated record